Molecule: messenger RNA, 336 nt
Organism: Penicillium canariense
Lineage: Eukaryota; Fungi; Ascomycota; Eurotiomycetes; Eurotiales; Aspergillaceae
Exons: 1
Coding region: 1-336 (111 amino acids)
Biological process (GO): regulation of transcription by RNA polymerase II
Molecular function (GO): protein dimerization activity; RNA polymerase II cis-regulatory region sequence-specific DNA binding; DNA-binding transcription factor activity, RNA polymerase II-specific
Source: RefSeq, a predicted model, not a curated record
AUGAACACCGACGGCGACGACGACCGGUCAUCAUCGACCCCAACUGCCGCAUCUAAGUCGGUGUCUGGCCAGGACAAAGAGAAGCCUCGCCUGACUGACCAGGAGAAGAAGAACAACCACAUCGCUUCGGAGCAGAAGCGGCGGGCCGCCAUUCGGGAGGGAUUUGAUCGUCUCACAGAAUUGGUGCCUGGGCUGGAGGGACAAGGCCGCAGCGAAAGCAUCGUCCUACAAAAGACGGUCGAUUUCAUCCACCUAAAAUUGCAGGAGCGGCGAAGUCUGAUCGCAGAGAUUGAAAGCAAAGGCGGCCGUGUGGACGAGUCCUUCCGGCCGUCAUAA